GUGAACUAUGGGACAGUCGCUUCUUGAUCAGCCCCUCUGCAGGAUGUUCAUGCCUUUAGUCACUGGCUGUGUCUACAUUCUACAGCUGCGGCUCCAGCAGAGAAGGACCCGUGAGCAGCUGGCAGACCAAGGCAUCAUGCCACGUGCAUCACGAAACCUGUAGCACCACUGGAGAAAGGAUGUUGGGAGCUCAGCCCUGCUCGGUGGAAUACUCUAUCCUGACCUAGCUCAGGCUCCACGUGCAUAUCUGUGCUUACCUGGGACCCAGCACUGAAAAGCCCAUCUGCAUUCCAUGAACAGAGAAAAAGUCUGGAGCGAGCCAAGACUGAAGAUUAUCUCAAGCACAAGAUCAGAAGCAGGCCUGAGCGCUCAGACCUGGUCAACAUGCACAUUCUGCAAGACUCGGCUGCAGAGGGGUCCAUUCAGUCGACUCAAAUGAAGCUGAAAAGAGCCCGACUGGCAGAUGACCUCAAUGAAAAGAUCGCUCUCAGGCCAGGUCCUUUGGAGCUGGUGGAGAAGAAUAUCAUUUCCGUUGACUCUGCAGUGAAAGAGGCCAUAAAAGGCACCCAGGGCAGCUUCCCCCGCCCCGCCGACGCCUUCGCCUUCGAGGAGGAGGACAGCAGCGCGGACGGGCUGUCCCCCGAGCGGCCCCGCAGCCGCGGCUCCCCGGGGCCCGCAGAGCCGCCCGCUGCCUCCAGGGACCCGGAGCCGCCCCCUGCCCCUGCCGGGACACCGCAGGAUCGUCCCCCCAGUGCCGAUGGCCACGCUCUGGACACAGCCCCGGAGCAGGGCAGCCAGUGUGACAGCCCCAAGCAGACGGGGGGGCAGGACAGCCCCACGCUCCCCGUGCCCUCUGCAGUGAAGUCCAAAUCAUCCACUGAUAGCAAGAACCGUCACAAAAAGCCCAAGGACACAAAACCCAAAGUGAAGAAGCUCAAGUACCACCAGUACAUCCCUCCAGACCAGAAGGCAGAGAAAUCCCCUCCACCCAUGGAUUCUGCAUAUGCCAGACUGCUCCAACAACAGCAGCUCUUCCUGCAGCUCCAGAUCCUCAGCCAGCAGCAGCAGCAGCAGCAACAGCACUUCAGCUACUCUGGGAUGCACCAAGGACAGCUAAAGCAAUCAAAUGAACAAAUGGUCAAAAGUUCAAAUUCUACAUCAACUUCUGUCAACAACACCUCUCUUUCUCCAGUGAAAACCUCCUUUUCAGGCCAGACUUGUGUCUCAUCUAUCAAGCCAGGCCCUCUGCCGUCCAACCUGGAUGAUCUCAAAGUGUCCGAGCUGAGGCAGCAGCUCCGAAUACGAGGCCUGCCUGUGUCGGGUACCAAGACAGCGCUGAUGGAGCGUCUGCGGCCCUUCCAGGAGUGCGGCAGCACCGCGGUGCCAAACUUCAGUGAGAUCACCACCGUCACCUUCCCAGUCACUCCGACAAGCACGCUGUCGAGUUACCAGUCCCAGUCUUCCACCAGCAUGUUAUCAAAUGGCUUCUACCACUUUGGCAGCACCAGCUCCACCCCACCCAUCUCACCUGCCUCCUCCGAUCUCUCUGUGAGUGGCUCUUUGCCAGACACUUUCAACGACGGGCCCAUGUCUUCCCCACAGUUCGGUCUCCAGCCAUCUCCAGUUCAUGGCAGUGCUGAAGAAAGCCUCAUGAGCAGCAUGAAUGGAGGGAGCAUCCAUCUGGAACUGGAAGGAAUUGACACAGAGAAAGACAAGAUGCUGGUGGAGAAGCAGAAGGUCAUCAAUGAGCUGACGUGGAAGCUGCAGCAAGAGCAGAGGCAGGUGGAAGAGCUGCGGAUGCAGCUCCAGAAGCGAAAGAGAAGCAAUGGCCUUGAGGAGAAGCAGCAGCAUUUCUUUGGUGUCCCCAUCAAGCAAGAAAACACCGUGUCCAGCUGUCCAUUUGCAUCCAAACAAACGGCCCUGAAAGGCCAGGCGGGCAGCUCGGACAAGCUCAGUAACUGUGCGGUGCCACAGGUGCCCCACAUUGUAAAUAGCCACUGCCUGGAGCCUGCGGGGCAAAGCACCAUCACCUCCUCGACAUUCCUGAGCCCGCAAUGCUCCCCCCAGCACUCUCCCCUCGGGGCUGCCAAGAGCCCCCAGCACAUCAGCCUUCCGCCGUCCCCCAACAGCCACUACCUGCUCCCGGUGUCCCCCGUGCCCGCGGACGGGCGCAGCGGGUCCCCGCCGGGCAGCGCCUGCCUCCGCACAGCACCGCAGAUGACACGAAGUCAGCAGAUGGAUGAGCUCCUGGACGUGCUGAUUGAGAGUGGAGAAAUGCCAGCCACUGCCAAGGAAGAUCGGUCCUGCCUCCAGAAAGUACCUCAGAUAACAGUGUCUCCGGGGAGCGCCGGUGCCUCUCUCCCCAAGCCCCCCGCCCCCUUCGAGCAGGUCCCGCCCACGCCGCUGCCCUUCGAGCACUGCCCGGGCAGCAGUGACGCCCACCUGGAGGUGCUGCUGAACAGCCCCCUGGGCAGGGUCAGCGACAUGGCCCUGCUGAAGAUGGGGGCAGAGGAGCCCCACUUUGAGGGGAUGAUGGAGGGGUUCUCUGGCAAAGCCGCAGAUGAACUGCUCAACUCCCAGGAGAUUUUACAGACUCCCCUCUCGCCCAUGGAAACCCAGCUCUCCCCUUCCCCUGCUGAAGGCUCCAGUUUACAAAUGAGUUUCACUGAGUCUCCAUGGGAAACGAUGGAGUGGCUGGACCUCACCCCCCCCAGCUCUGCCACUGGCUUUGGCUCACUCACCCCUGCAGGUCCCAGCAUCUUCAACAUCGAUUUCCUGGAUGUCACCGACCUCAACCUGAACACCAGCAUGGACCUGCACCUGCAGCAGUGGUGAAGGGAGGUACUGUGAGAUGGUGUGAGCCUGCAGCAGGCAGUGCAGUGUUUCUGUCGUGCUGGAGAAUAUGCAGGGCUAACAUGCCUCAUCCAGGGGAAACUGGAGUCAUUUUCCCAGCAUAUAAACUUGUUUGAAUUUCCAGUCACUUCAAAUUGACAGCACAACUCUGGUACUUUGGUUUUCCUCCAUUGACACAUCCCCACAGAGGACACCAGUGCCUAAAACACACUUCCUUUGAUUGACAAGAACUUCCGUUUUCUUUCUUUAGUCUUUCCAGCCCCCAGUUUUACUAGUCACUCUCAUGAGAACUGGAGCAGCUCAUGACAAGACUGCGUGGUGAGAUGGCCUCACCUGGGUUGCAACAGGAAAUCACAGAGCAAAGAGUCCAAUGUUUCCCUCUCCCUCUCUCCCCAAACCCUUCAGACAACCCUGCUGGCCUCAUCUUGGCUGUGCCCAGGCCAUGGGUGUGGAGCAGGAGGCUCUACCCAGCCUUGGCUCUUGCUUGGCUCUUGCUUCCCUCCUCCUACCCCAAAGCUGCAGUGCCCAGUCCCUGCACUGCCCUGCUCCAGAGGGGUGAGAGAUGGAGACCACCAUGUUCAUGGUGGCACCUUGGCAUGUCCUGAAGGGGCAAAAAGCCCAGGAGCCAUCCUGGCUGCAGCCUGCACUGGAUCAGGCUGUGCCCUUGGAGCAGAGAGCUGUGGGGGUUGCAGGCAGGUGUUCAGGAGGCAGGUGCAGGUGUCGCAGGGAUGUGCCGUACUGGUGGAGCGACCGUGUGUCACACCCAUGGGACACAGGCAUGUGUGAGGUGUUUUGGUCCAGGGUAGGAGCAAAUGAUAUGAAAGAACCAGCUGGGCUUUGGAGGGGCUGUUCUGUGCACAGCCAGGUCGGGGUGAUCUCCAUGCCCCUGCCUCAUCUGGGAGCAGGGGGAGCCAGCAGGGACACUCAGUGACCGGCACGUGGAGCAGGGCUGCGGGUCUGUGUGAGCCUCUGCUUGUGCUGCCUGCCCUGCUCUGCCAUCCACCCUCCAUCCUUCUGCCCAUUCUUCAAUCCUCAGCAGUCAUCCUUCUUCCCAAGUUUACUCCAGUGUCACUGCUCCCCCAGCCCAGAGCGAGGCUACUGGAGAACAGCUGUGAAUCACCGAGGAUCUCCUGGAGGAGCCCGUUCUCCUGAAGCUGGCAGAGAAGGAAGCUCUCCCGCAGUGAUGCUGGAAUCACCAGCGUGUCUCCUAUGAGUCUCUGUGCAAUAUUCUUUCCUCAGGCUCUAGCAAGAAGGAGCCUUUGCUUCACCUCUUGGCUUCCACCAAAGAACUUGCUGCAGACUGUGUGAUGGACACGUCUGUUUUUUGCAAUUCUGGUUUUGCCAAAGUAAAUAUUGUUGCUGACGAAGAUUGUUAAACUAUUUACAGACUGAGUGUAUUUAAUAUUUGUGUUACUGGAAGGACAGCACACGGAGAUGCAGCCACUGGGAGGAGGUCCAGCCUGGCCAUGGCUCCCGUGGCACUUCCCCAGGGAUGCUGGAGCUGCUGGAGGUGGCUCUGCAGCCCCGGUGGGUCCCCAGUCCAUGGUGUUGUUGCAUGCUGUAUAAAGCACAUGGCAGUAGCUGUCAAGUCACUAUUUAAAGCACCACUUUUCUAUUGUACAAAUGUCACAGGGCACUGCUAGGAUAGACAGUCACAGGUUGCCUUUUUUUAAAAAGAAUUUCUUUUUCUAAGUGAAAGAUUUUUAGAAGCCAGUCUGUGGAGAAUAUCCAGAGCACUUGAUCCAGAGUAGUGUUAGCUGCUCCACUACAGCCUUGUACAGGGCUUUCCAGGUAACUUUCUUCUCUCAGCAAAUGUAUUUCCUUAUUUAAAGGGGUACUGUCAGCUUCAAACCUGUAAGCAAGCACAUUUCCUUACCUAUGUUACCAGCAACACCUUCAUUAUUAAAACCCUUG
Molecule: messenger RNA, 4767 nt
Organism: Myiozetetes cayanensis
Lineage: Eukaryota; Metazoa; Chordata; Aves; Passeriformes; Tyrannidae
Gene: MYOCD
Product: myocardin
Exons: 13
Coding region: 385-2835 (816 amino acids)
Biological process (GO): smooth muscle cell differentiation; cardiac muscle cell differentiation
Source: RefSeq, a predicted model, not a curated record